Molecule: messenger RNA, 4092 nt
Organism: Podarcis raffonei (Aeolian wall lizard)
Lineage: Eukaryota; Metazoa; Chordata; Lepidosauria; Squamata; Lacertidae
Gene: OLFM4
Product: olfactomedin 4
Exons: 5
Coding region: 1020-2168 (382 amino acids)
Biological process (GO): signal transduction
Source: RefSeq, a predicted model, not a curated record
UUAGGUGAAUAGGAAAACCCACAAGAAUAUUCUCAACAGUCAGAGCCUGGCCUAUGCGUGGCGAGGAGCACAAAGCAGCCCAGGGCCUGGUGGCAGCAGAACAAGGCCUUUUGUCCCCAUUUUUAAGUGGAGGAGGCUCCAAAGAGUCCAGUUGUUCUGGAGGAGAAAGCAAUAUAUAUUUACAGUUCCAAGCACUGACAAAUCAGGGGACAGUUUUGGGAGCAGGACAAGGGACUACAGUCCCUUCAGUUAUUCUUUUUUCCAUUUUUUAUUUUAAAAGAAUCCUCCAGUUUCUGGAGUGAGAGUGAGGAGUGGAAUUUGCCACCAGCUUCUCAGAGCCUAGAGGCCAUGUUCAGUGUGAGGGAACAGGGAGUUGGGCCAGAUUUUGCUUUUUCAUGUCAAACAACAACACAACAACAGCAAUGGUGGUGUGGUAAUUAUAGAAUUAUGAGUACGGUACUUUGGGGAAUUACUGAUGUACUGUAAAUAUCUAGCCUCUUUUCUUUGAACUUGCUUGAGCACACAACAUGAAGAGGGAAAAGGAGUGCUCAACAGGUAUGACACCCACUAAAUAGAUUUUGUUUCUUAUCAAUGACCAAUGAAGUCAAACAGGCCAGUUGCUCUCUCAGGCUUUUACGCUUUUGUGUCAAUAAUUGUAUAACAUUCAUGUUAUUUCCCCCAACCCCAAUUUUCUUGCAGCCAUUUGCUAAUGUGACUGGUUCUGUGGAUGACCACAAAGUUUGCCGAUGUUCCGUGUUCUUACCAGACACCAUAUUCCCUGUGCAGAGGAUGGAGAGCCUUGAGAUCUUAGCCCAACAGCUCUCAAAUAAAUUUGAGAGUGAGCUUUCAAAAGUAAAAGAGAGGAUCCUGGCCCAGGAAGGAGUUGUGUUGGCUGAAUGGGAACCAUGAAGAGCCAGGGCAAGGAAAUACCAACUGAUAGUGGACGAUCUGGCCCUAGAUGCCAAGAAUCUCCAUAAAUUUGUCUAAUCCAUAUUACCAAGUACACCAAAGAAAUUGCAAUGUAUGAAAAAAAGAUUGUAAACCUAACCAUCAAGAUUGAGCGCAUGGAGAAGAUGAGCAUUUCUUACACUGAACUGGACUUCCAACUGAUGAAACUGGAAAUCAGUGAAAUGGAGAGGCUAGUCACACAGCUGAAAAGUACGCUAACGGGAAGCAAUGUGAUUGUUGAGCAGCUGUAUGGAGAGAUUAAGAAUUUGAGUCUUAUGGUGAAUGAACUGGAAUCGCUGGAUAAGCAUAACAUCCUUGCAGUCCGCCGAGAAAUUCUGGCUCUAAAGAAUAAAUUGCAAGAAUGUGAAGCGAAUACAAACCAGAGCACCACCAGCCACUACAUCCCUCCUGGAAGCUGCAGUCAUGGUGGAAUUGCAAAUGCCAGCCAGCCCUUUGUGAUUCAGCUAAACUGGAGAGGAUUUGACUACAAAUAUGGUGCCUGGGGAAGAUAUACCUCUCCCCUGAACCCUGAAAAGGAGCUCUAUUGGGUUGCGCCACUGAACACUGAUGGAAGAUACCUGGAAUAUUAUAGACUUCAUGAUUCCUUUGAUAAUUUAUUGCUGUUCAGAUACUCUAAUCAAUUUAGAAUUCUAUAUGGCCAGGGCAGUGGCAUGGUUGCUUACAACAACUAUAUGUAUUUUAACCAACAUGGCUCAAGAGAUAUGAGCAAACUAGAUUUAAGCACCAAUACUGUGGUGCUGAAGAAAACUCUUCCAGAUGCUGCUUUUAACAAUCGGUUCUCAUAUGCAGGGGUGUCAUGGCAAGAUCUGGAUUUUGCUGUGGAUGAGAAUGGAUUGUGGGUAAUUUACUCAAAAGAAGCUAGCGCAGGUAAUAUCGUGAUUAGCAGACUUAAUGAAACAACUCUUGAGGUGAUCAGUACAUGGGAAACAAGGCAAUACAAGCCAGCCGUGUCCAAUGCUUUUGUUGUGUGUGGUGUGCUCUAUGCCACAAGGCCCAUCAAUACUAGGAAGGAGGAAAUAUUUUACACAUAUGACACAAACACAGGAAGAGAAGGCAGAACAAGCAUCACUCUAGAUAAAAUGCUAGAAACAAUUCAGAGUAUCAACUACAGCCCUAUAGAUGGGAAACUUUAUGUGUUCAAUGAUGGCUACCUUGUUCAGCAUCAGUUGACCUUCCAGACUCUUCCACAACAAAAGUGAAGCAGAGGAAGCAGAGGUUUGACCUGUUUGUAACUCAUUUGUACUAUCUCCCAAUAUUGCUACUACAUUUCUGAGGGGCAGAAAUGUAAUAUUAACUCAUGGCAACAUGGAAGUUUGGAAAACUUGGGGCAAGGUCCAGCCAAUGUUGAACACUUAAAUUUCAAUUAUUUCACCAGCCUUUGCUUUAUUUCAUUAAGCCUUUGCUUAACAUUCCCAUUGAAAUGAGCAGGACUUAAAACUGCUUAAGCUUGGCUUGAUUGUGCCCAUAACAAUACGCCUUGCGUGGUUCAGACCAAUUGUCCCUUUAGGUCAGUGUUCUUCCUAUGUGUGAUGCUCAUGUCUGUUACUAGGGGGGGGGACCUGGUCUUUUUGGAUUGGGGCAGGGGAAUAUAUUCAUCUCUACCUCAGGGCUUUUCUACUCCAUAUUAUUUGCUAUGCAGACUUACAACAUUUCCUCUUAAAGCACCACUACUGUUAUUACAUUUUCCCAGUGCUCAAAUUGCAGUAGUUCAUUGCAGUGAGAAUUUGGUUCUGCUCCCAGGCUGCGGUUUGUGUGUGUCAUAGGCACCACUUGGUUAGCAUUUGUGGUAUCAGAAUAACACAUGACAACUCCUUGUCUGUACUCUCUCCCCUAUUCCUGUGCCUUAUAGUGACAUGUUUUAUACAUGAUUAUAGUUUUAAAAUAUUCUUUGGAUGUCAUCAACACUCAUCUAGACUUACUAACAAUAAUGAAAUGUUUUAAAGUGGAAAGUUAUAUAAAUUGUAGACUGAGGACUCUUUCAUCCCUCUCCAGCACUCUGAAUGGUGCUUUGCCAAUUUCACUUUGGAUAGUAAGAAUGAAACUGAUAACUUUUUUUGGGACAGGCCCUUUAUGGUUACUACCCCUCUCCACUGACUCGCACAAGUAUAUCUUGUGAAAUCUGGAUGGGGCCUUAAAGUUAUUGCUCAGGGAUAUGUGGAAGGAUCACCAAAAAAUACAGUUAGUGGAUAAGCUCAUGAGGCACACUCCUUCUGUGAAAGCCCAGAUAAUAAAAUUAACAAGAGCUACACAGCAAAGGAUUGUUAUGUUCAUUUCAAUGAGGCUUACUCAAGAGAACAAUCCACAAGGUAGAUUGUGACCUUUAUGUCCACACAGCAUAAUCCAAGCCAGGGUGUAUGCAAAACAAUUUGCCACUAAUGUAAAAGUACUACCAAUUUUAGGCAAAUAUUAAUCUAUCUCUUUGGAUAGAUUCCAGUCCUCAAGCUUCUUGAUGUGAAAAGAGUCCUGCAAAGGUAAUAAAGAUUUAGGCCAAAUGGAGCCUUCCUUUUUUGGACUGGAAUAUAUAAAAAAUGGCUCAUUGCUGUUGUCCCUACUUUUGGAGGAAAUGGGAGAGCAAUACUAUUUGUUUUAUGAAAAGGGGGUCUUAUUUGUGACAUUUUUGACAACAAAUUCCAAGAUACUAUGCAAACAUUUGUGAACCCCUCCUUUGUUGUGAUCAAUGAGUGAAUAAUUGAUUUUUUUGUAGCAAGAAAUUGUAAUAUGCUAUGCCAUCUUUUGCAUUUUUAUUAAUUAUGAAUAAUUGUGAUUAGAAUUUUGAAUGAACUACAUACAGUAAAUUUUCUAUGACUUCUAUAUUUUGUAAAUAAAAGAAAACUCUAGACCACCAUCUAAUACAGAAUUUGGUGUGCUUAAUCUCACAACUGCCUCUCUUCUACUUGUUCAAUGGUUUCUUCCUGCACACUUCUGUUUGCCAUAUAAAUAUCAAAUAAUGAAUAUUUUAAAAACCCAGAAAAUUAAAAGUAGAUUCAUAAUAAAACAUGGAAGUUGUGUUAGCUUGGAUACUGUAAGUGCAUUUGCAUAAAUGUGAUGCUUUGCAUUAUUCAUGUUGAAUGCGGGCUUAUAUUUAUUUGGCACUGAAUGUUGCAGAAAAUGCAUAGCUUUACC